ACAACACAAGCAAUUUUUAGGCUGGGCAUGCAGCAGGAUUUCUUUUGUGUUUGUUCUCAGAACCUCACAAUUACUAGGUGUUGACAAUGCGGGGUGCCCACUGCCAUUCACAGAAGACACAUAAAUGGCAGCGGGUCACAGUCCAAAGCAGUCCGAGUUACAGAUCACCUCGGUGACGACGGCUUCGCAGGUGUGGAAAAAUCCGGAGACCGACCAAGCCUCCAAGAUCCAGGGAAGAUCCGCCGCAUUUUCCGGAUCAAGAAAGCAAUGCAUCUUAAUUCAAUCUCGACUCUUAAGAUGCCAGUCGUGAUGUGGAUCCUUCUUGCGCCCUUUCUUCUUGCACGAGUUGGAAGUGCCGUGGAUUUGAAGAGAAACGCUAGUCAAUGCGUUUCAAAUCGAGGCCAUGCAUACACAGAACCCGACUGUCUAUCAGUGGCAAAAGCAUACGGUUGUAAGUGGGAAAGCAAUGAAUGCGUUUGUGCAAACGGAGGGGUCUAUUCGAAGCGGAGCCACUACUGUUGGCCGCCUGAAAUCGACUCCACAACCACCACAACGACUCGGCAACCUGCAGUGCCUGCAGCUGAAGACCCCAGUGGCCCGAGCGUUUGCCGCUCCAAUAGUGGCCGGCCAUACGAUGAAGACCACUGCAAUACAACAGCCAAAGCAUAUCAUUGCGAAUGGCGCGAUGGAGCUUGUGUUUGCUCCAAUGGUGGCACGUACGCCAAGCGCUCCCACUACUGUUGGCCACCAACAGACCCCACCAGCACUACGACAACCACGACAACACCGUCAGUGACCCCUGCUGCAAAUGAAAGCACCUGUGUGAGCAACAGGGGAUUUCCCUAUGACUCGUAUGAUUGCUCAUGGGUUGCCAAAGACUACGGCUGUGUGUGGCAGGCUGGGAUGUGCACCUGUCAAAACGGUGGUGUUUUUUCCAAAACGAGCAAGAAGUGCUGGCCGCCAAGCUCGACACCGACGCCACCGCCAUGUCAGGAGUGCGGCAACUCGUCAGGAUUUCAGUGGAUCUAUUGGACGUUGACCCUGCUGCCGGUUGGAGUGUGUGUGGCCUGUCUCUUCCCCUGCACACGUCGCGGAAUGCGCCAAGGAUGCCACCGUCUCCGCCGGAGACAGCGGGCCCUUCCAGGAUCCAAUCAGCCCGUGCUGUUGAAUGUAGAGGACAACGUGGAGGUCGUCUCACAGGGUGCAUCUCACCGAUGAGUUGGUGGUCAUGUGUUGCAUCGUGAAAUUGGCAGAUGCCCGGAAUCAUGAACAGUUUCUUGCCAGUGCGCUGGACUGGUGCCAUGCAGAUCUGAAAUUGGAUCUGCCAAAAUGCGGAAUUGUGUGUUUGAUCGUUGAAGAGGGGCGCGACCCUUCCUUUCAGCACGUCCCAUCGUCCCGUUUCUUUGAGAAGGGAUCUGGUGUUCGUCCAAAAACGACACUGUACAGUGAACUCCUGCGGGAAAACUGA
Molecule: messenger RNA, 1468 nt
Organism: Durusdinium trenchii
Lineage: Eukaryota; Dinophyceae; Suessiales; Symbiodiniaceae
Source: the annotation of a GenBank genome assembly